Messenger RNA from Peromyscus maniculatus bairdii (prairie deer mouse), 3008 nucleotides. The record is from RefSeq and is a predicted model, not a curated record. Lineage: Eukaryota; Metazoa; Chordata; Mammalia; Rodentia; Cricetidae.
ACAGCACAGGAUUUUGUGCAGGGCUAGGGGAUGACUCCCCCAGCUCUUUGUAGACCCUGGUGAGUGCUGCAAGACUUUUCUUGGUGCUAUUACAAUAAUGGGGACAGUGACAGCUUUUAUGUCUGGUGUGACGGUAGUCGGGGCUGCAAGCUCAGACAAUCUCGCUGUUUCAAUUCUCCCUGGGAAGGGGAGGAGCCAGCACUGUUGACGCUGAAGCCCAGAAAGCCAAGCACCCCAUCGCUAAGCAGGAGACUGAGUGGUCAUGUGGAAUCCUUUGUCAUGGGACACAAGCCCUGGGGACCAGUGAUUGCACCUGAUUGUGCAAUAAGACCAACUGAGACAACCAUGGAAGAAAUUGAGGGUGAAGGGGUCUUCAUUCUAGAGUCUGAGAUCUUCUGGAAAUCUGAGGUCUUUCCAAAGGCAGGGGAGUCAAGGGCCCAGCCAGUGGCAGUGCUUUGAGACUAUUCUGAAUCAAACCCUUUACUUCCACCACAAAUCCACCUGGAAAAAUAUGAGAAUGAGUUCUUCAUGGAAAGUCAAUAAGAAAGAGCUGACUUCUGCAUCCAGUCACCUGAACCCACCUGAACAUCCUGAUGCUUCUAAGGACAGCCAGGCAAUGGUAUCGUCCUCUGGUGCUGAAACUGAAGCAACUGGAGCAUGGAGAGGAGUGGAGAGGCAAGGUCACCUACAAGAAAACUGAGGUUGAGAUCUCAGACCCCUCACAGGUGGAAGGGGAAGUCAAUAAAGCCCAGAACUUCAUUGCUGGGAAUGGGCUGAUGAUUAGCAGUAAGCUCAUUAGCCUGGAGGUCAGCUCCCCGAAUGUCCCAGACCUGACUUUAAUUGAUCUGCCUGGCAUCACCAGGGUGGCUGUAGGCAAUCAGCCCGCAGACAUCGGAUGCCAGGUGAGAUCACUCAUCAAGACAUACAUCCAAAAACAGGAGACCAUCAACCUGGUGGUGGUCCCCAGUAAUGUGGACAUUGCCACCACGGAGGCACUGAGCAUGGCUCAGGAGGUGGACCCUGAAGGAGACAGGACCAUAGGUAGGAGAGUGGGAGGUAACAGUGAUGUUGGUUUGCUAGUGAGGACACAAGCCCUGGAUCCAGAUGGACCAAUAUUAGUUCACACCCAGGGUCCCACUGAGGAGGGAAGAAGUGAUCCCUUCAUCUCAUCUCCCCACAUUCUUCUGGAGGAUGGGAAGGCCACAGUGCCUCUUCUGGCAGAGAGACUGACCACAGAGCUCAUCUCACACAUCUGUAAAUCGCUCCCACUAUUGGAAAAUCAGAUAAAUAAGAGUCACCAGAGUACAAUUGAGGAGCUUCAGAAGUAUGGCAUAGAUAUACCAGAAGACAGUAACAAGAGAAUGUUCUUUCUGAUUGAUAAAAUUAAUGCCUUCAAUAAGGAUAUCACUGCUUUGGUAAAAGCACAGGAAACUGUAUCAGGGGGAGGCAGUUGGCUGUUUACCAACCUGAGAAAGGAGUUUCUUAAUUGGGAUAAUUAUAUUGAGGAACAUUUCAAAAAAAAAGUGAGUGUCCAUUUGGAUUGGUGUACUUGGCACUUCAGUAACUUGAAUUUGAUUGCUACAGGCAAAAAAAAGGUCUUGCCCAUAGUUCAAGGUCAAGGCACCAGAAGAACAGACAGAUCCAAGUAUUUGAAAACCAGUAUUGGGGCUGGAGAGAUGGCUCAGAGGUUAAGAGCACCAACUGCUCUUCCAGAGGUCCUGAGUUCAAUUCCCAGCAACCACAUAGUGGUACAUGGUGCCCUCUUCUGGCCUGCAAGGAUACAUGCAGGCAGAACACUAUACAUAAAUAAAUUUUUAAAAAGAAAAGAAAACCAGUAUCAUGGCCGGGAGCUGCCAGGGUUUGUGAACUAUAAGACAUUUGAGAGUAUCAUCAAAAACCCAAUAAAAGCCCUAGAAGCUGCUGUGGUCUUGCUACACAAGGUCACUGACAUGGUCCGAUCCGCCUUCACAAAGGUUUCAUUAAACAAUUUUGGUGAAUUUUUUAACCUCUGCAGUACUGUCAAGUCCAAAAUUGAAGACAUCAGAUUAAAUCAAGAAAAAAAAAAAACUGAAAAGCUGAUCCAACUUCACAUCCAGAUGGAGCAGAUCGUCUACUGCCAGGAACAAGUUUACAGGAGAGCCCUGAAGGAGGUCAAAGAGAAAGAAGCUGAGGAAGAAGAGAAUAAUUUUAACUUUCAGUGUAACUCUCAAGCUCCUCAAGAGGACUUGUCUACCACUGAGAUGAGCCAGCACCCGAAUGCCUACUACGAGGAGUGCAGAAGAAGCAUCGGGAGACAGGUCUCUCUGAUCAUCCAGUACUUUCUUCUGCCAACAUUUGGGGAAGACAUGGAGAAAGCCAUGCUUCAGCUCUUACAGGACAAGACUAACUGUAGCCAGCUCCUGGCUGAGCGGAGUGACAUUACAGAGAAGAGGAAAUUCCUGAAGAGGCGGCUUUCAAGGCUGGACCAAGCUCGGCACAAGCUUGCCAUAUUCUCCUAUUAAUCAGGCUUUCCAGCCUGCCCUGCAUGUUAGUGGCAUGGUGUGGACCAAGGGUUGCUUUGAGGGAGAAAUACCUCAGUGCACAUUCCAUUAGUCUCACCCCUUUACUGUUGUAUAGUCUGAACCUUUUACUUGUUACCGUUCGGAAUUAGCAAAUUAAAAAACAACAACAACAACAACACAAAAACCCUUUGGUUUUCCAUUUCAAUCAAAUGAAAGCAGCUUCAUGGGGUCGAGACAAUAGAUCUAGUAAAGAGACAAACUUUAAAAUGUGUGUGUGUGUGUGUGUGUGUGUGUGUGUGUGUGUGUGUGUUGUGUAGGUCGAAGAACAACUUUGGGUGUCAGUCCUUAGGUAACUUCUACUUUUUUAGUAGAAUCUCUCCCUGGCCUGGAACUUCUCCACAUAGCCCUCUUAGAUCUAUUCCCCAGAAGAUCUCUUGUCUCUGCGUCCCAUCUCACUGUGACUGAGAUAGCAGAUGUGUAUCACUGUGCCUGGCUUUGUAUGUGGGU